Peronospora matthiolae is the source of this 972-nucleotide messenger RNA. The record is from the annotation of a GenBank genome assembly. Lineage: Eukaryota; Oomycota; Peronosporomycetes; Peronosporales; Peronosporaceae.
AUGGUCACGAAAGCUUGCGAGAUCGCUCCAGCCGCGUACGCUGAAGGCAGCACGAGCAACGUGCACAAGGAGGAUGAUCUGGGCUACGACUUGGGCAACUUGGCCGCCUUCGACACGCAUCCGUUCACGUUUGAGAACGAAAAAGCGCUGGCUUUGCACGCGCGCGAGAAUGUGCAGCUGCUGGUGAACCGCAUCUUUGAGCUGCCACGGGAGAUGUCGGACAUGGGUCCACUGGCACUUCUUCCAGCCCCUGAGACGGUCAUUCCACGUGAGAAACCAUUGCCGAAACCCAAGGUGGAAACCAAGUGGGAGAAGUUUGCCAAUGAGAAGGGCAUUGACAAGAGCAAGAAGAGUCGCAAGGUGCUGGACGAGAAGACGGGAGAGUGGAGCCAUUCAUGGGGGUACCAGCGUGCAGGCGAUGACAUGCAGGAUUGGGCUGUGGAGACAAAGCCAGGAGACAUGGACGACCCGUGGACCAAGCGGAAGCAGGAGAAACGGGCUCGAGUGGACAAGAAUUUGCAGGCCCAGGCGAACAAUCGCAAACAGGGACGUGGCAAACAGCUUGCUGGCAUUGCUGGGCGUACGCCUACUGGCAUUCCAGUGGAAUUGAUGGACACGAGUGAUGCGAAGGCAAAGCAGCGUGGAAAGGAGGGCACGAGCAAGACGUUGGAAAAAGUGCAGUUUGCAACGGCGUCCAUGGGCAAGUUUGAUAAGAUGCGGCAUGGAGAAGCGGAGCGCAAGGUGAAGGGCAAGCGCAACCAUUUCUUGCCAACGACUGGCGCUGAAGCAACCGAGAAGGAGCGCAGUAUGAAUGCGUUGAAGCGUGUGCUUGGACGGGAGGAGAAUGCUGGCAAGCACAAGGGCAAGACGUUGGAGGACGACGGAGAUGGGGAAGGCGACAAGCGCAAGAAGAAGGGCAAGAAGCUGAAAAACUUCACCAAGGGGGCUACGAAGAAGCGACGGACCAAGUAG